AUAAUUUUUUAAAAUUCCCAAACUUAUGUCCCUGUAUAAGAAAAAAGUGAUAUAGCUUGUAGAGAUUAAAAUUUAAUUUUAAAAAUACCAAGACGAAAACUAUUCGUCUUAAAAGUAGAGAGAAAAAUUAAAAUUUGAGAAUUAUUCAAGACUAAACUUUAAAGUAAUUAGUAAACAAUGCACAUUUAUAAUUGCUGAUUUUAAAGCAUACCAUAACCUUGACCCACUAAUUAAAAAUAUAAUGUAUAUCAUAACCUUGCUCACUUUAGUUUGGAAAAUCCUCUACUUUGCACGAUAUAAAUCCCCGGAUCUGAAGCGACAAGAUGAGAGAGACAUCAUAUAUUCCAAAAUCAGUCCCAUAGAUACAUGAUGGGUGAUGUUGAGAUGAAGUCUUCAUCAGUUGAGGUAGUCGUGUGUGCUUCCACAAACAAAACUAAUGCCCUCCCAGUUAACACUACCAAGCCCUCACAUUUGACCAAGCUCCAUGCAGGUUACUUUUUCAUAAGCCUUUCCUUCGGUGCACAAGCUUUGCUGUGGAAGAGUUUGAGUAUACACAACAAGGACUCACAAACUCUCUGGCAUGGAUUUAAUUUGAUGCCAUCCUUUGCAUUUCUACUACUUUGGUGUGUGGCUACUCUAUCCUUUCUUUACGUGCUCAAGUGCAUCUUUCACUUUGACAUGGUGAAGGAGGAGUUUUCACAUCACAUUGGAGUGAACUGCGUGUAUGCUCCUUGGAUUUCUUGGCUUCUCAUGCUUCAAUCAGCACCUAUGAUCGUUCGUUCAGCUUCUUACUAUCAAGUUCUUUGUUUGGCCCUUUCGUUUGUGGUACUGGUGCUUGACGUAAAACUAUAUGGACAAUGGUUCACAACUAAAAAGAGGUUUCUGUCAAUUGUGGCAAACCCUGUAAGCCAGGUUUCGGUUAUAGGUAACUUGGUAUCUGCUCAAGUUGUUGCAGAAAUUGGUUGGAAAGAGAGUGCAGUUUUAAUGUUCUCAAUUGGGUUGGUAUAUUAUUUAAUAAUAUUUGUAACGCUGUAUCAGCGUCUGACAAGUAGCAACCAGUUUCCCACAGUGCUAAGGCCAACUUACUUCUUGUGUUUUGCUGCACCAAGCGUCACAAGUCUAGCCUGGAAAUCCAUCACAGGUGCUUUUGUCACCCCAUCAAAGAUGCUGCUCUUUCUUUCUUUAUUCCUUUUCAUGUCUCAGGCUUGUAGGCCAACCCUAUUCAAGAAAUCCAUGAAGAGGUUGAAUGUUACAUGGUGGGUGUACUCAUUUCCUUUAACCUUCCUUGGUCUAGCUUGUGCGGAAUAUGCUCAAGAGGUGAAAAGUAGUAUGGCCUCUUGGUUAAUGCUGGUUAUAUGUAUGCUCUCGGUACUGCUUUUCAUUGGUUUAAUGAUCAUCACUGUACUCAAAAUUGAGAGGCUGCUCCAUAAAAAUGCUCCCAUUAUGACUUGAAAAUAAAAUGCUUCAUUAAAGGCACUUCUCUCCUGUACACUUUGUUUGGUUUGAGAAAGGAAAUAAAAAGAGAGAAUAUGAGUAAAAAAACAAGUAACAAAAUAAAUGAAUAAAUAUAAAUUUAUAAGUCAUUUAGUAUAAGACAAACAUAAAAGAAAGUAAGGAAGAAAAAUUAUUAUUUUCAAGUAAAGACAAAUACGUCCUCUUGGUUAAAAAAACUAUUUAACUAAAAGUUUAAAUUAUAUUUUUUAUGCAAUAAGUUAGUAUUUUAUAUUAUAUUAAGAUAAAUAAAUAUUGACUAUACACAUAUUUAUAAUUUUUACAUUUAUCUAAAGUUUAGUGCAUGUAAAUAUC
Molecule: messenger RNA, 1806 nt
Organism: Cajanus cajan (pigeon pea)
Lineage: Eukaryota; Viridiplantae; Streptophyta; Magnoliopsida; Fabales; Fabaceae
Source: RefSeq, a predicted model, not a curated record